UGUGACCAGCCGCGGGGUCCCACGUGGGAGGGUGGUGCGGUGUGUGGGGUCCCCAGGAUGGUUGUAAUGGAAGCGCUGCUGCCGCUCCCGCUCCUGCUUCUCUUCCCGGUGCUGCUGCCGGCCGGCGCGGCUCCCGCCCCCCGGGCAGUGGGCCUCGGGCUGGAGGAGCACAUCUUCCAGCAGGUGCGGGACCACUUCAGCUUCGAGCCCCCUGGCAGUGAGACCUUCCCGCAGCGGUACCUGGUCUCAGCAAAGUUCUGGAAGAAAGGAUUUGGACCCAUCUUCUUCUAUACCGGCAAUGAAGGUGACAUCUGGACUUUUGCUCAGAACUCAGACUUCAUAUUUGAAUUAGCAGAGGAACAGCAAGCACUUGUGAUUUUCGCUGAGCAUAGGUACUAUGGGAAAUCUCUUCCAUUUGGACUUGAGUCAACACAGCUGAAGAAGACGGGUCUGCUUACCGUGGAGCAAGCCCUUGCGGACUAUGCAGUGCUCAUUACCGAGCUUAAGCAGCAGUAUGGUGCUGCUGCCUGCCCUGUCAUUGCUUUUGGAGGCAGCUAUGGAGGGAUGCUGAGUGCUUACAUGAGGAUGAAAUACCCAAACAUCGUGGCUGGAGCGUUAGCUGCCAGUGCUCCUUUGUUGUCCGUGGCUGGGCUUGGAGACCCCACUCAGUUCUUCAGAGAUGUAACAGCAGACUUUCAGAAGUCCAGCCCAGGCUGCGUCGCUGCUGUCCGCAAAGCCUUCCAGCAGAUUAAGGAUCUGUUCCUGAGUGGAGCCUACGAUGAAAUCAGCAGCAAAAUGGCCACGUGCAAUAAGAUCUCUAACAAGGAGGAUGUUUACCAGCUUUUUGGGUUUGCUAGAAAUGCCUUCACCAUGAUGGCCAUGAUGGACUACCCUUACAAAACAGAUUUCAUGGGUCACCUCCCUGCCAAUCCAGUGAAGGUCAGCUGUGAACAAAUCCUUGCGCACACAGAUGCAAUUCAAGGCCUGGCUGCUCUUGUUGGGGUGUUUUACAACAACUCCGGCUCAGCGCAGUGCUACGACAUAUACCAGCUGUACCAGUCGUGUGCUGAUCCCACAGGCUGCGGCAUCGGCUCGGACGCUGAGGCCUGGGACUACCAGGUUUGCACCGAGAUCAACUUAACUUUCAACAGCAACAACGUGACUGACAUGUUCCCCGAGAUGCCCUUCACGGAGGCCAUGCGAGAGCAGUACUGUCAGAGCAAAUGGCACGUGAAGCCACGAGCACACUGGCUGCGGACAAACUUUUGGGGAGGAGACCUGAAAAGUGCAAGCAACAUCAUUUUUUCAAAUGGAGAUUUGGACCCAUGGGCUGGAGGUGGGAUCAACAGCAGCCUCAGCCCUUCACUAAUUGCAUUGACCAUUAAAGGAGGCGCUCAUCACCUAGAUCUCCGAGGCCGCAAUCCAGCUGACCCCCCAUCUGUCACAGAAGUGCGCAAGCUCGAAGCGAGCAUCAUCAACGGCUGGGUGAAAUCUGCAGGGCUGGAAAGAGCACGGGAGCAGCACCUGGGAGCUUCCGCGGACAGAUGGCUGUGACUGUGUCCAUGCCCACAGCAUCUGCUGGGCACGCGAGGCUGCACGGAGAGCAGCCUGCCGUGGGUGCUGCUUUGGGAAAGUGUUCUGUGUUCUCUCCUCUGCCGCGAUGGUGGAAAUUCACCUUUCUGAAGUGUCUCACCUGCCCCUAAUCAAGCAUCAAAAGAAAAGCAAAAGGCCAAAUGACUGACUGAAACUCCAGCCACGCUGUGUGGGUUUCAUGCUCACCUGCUGGAAAUGAAAAGGCAUUAUAAAUGGUGAAAAUAACAAAAGCUUGCCUGGAAGGCCCAAGAAUUAUCACUGUCCUGAACAGGAUGGUUGCAUGAGGCACUGUAAGGUUGAAGCGAAAUUAUUUUUAGACAAAAAGUAAGCAUAAGAUGACUAGCAGAAAAGUAGAGGUACGGUCAUUACUUAUACAGGUUCACAUGGGACUCCACUAGUGUGACCAAUUAUAUAUAAUUUGGAAAAAAAAAACCAAAAACAACUCCAGCAGCCUCAUCCAGUGCUGUAGGUUUGGGAGGUUUUGUUUGUUUUUAGUUUGAACUUGCACAAGAGAUUUCCAGUUGUUGAGCUGGAGAUUUAUACAAAGUAAUCCCGGUGUGUAGUGCUGUCACUCAAGAGCUGUGUAUUAGUGACCAGUAAAGCACACCCACUUGAGACACCUUCAGAUCUUUUUAAAAUAAAUUACAGGUUUAUUAAA
Falco peregrinus (peregrine falcon) is the source of this 2251-nucleotide messenger RNA. It is a transcript of the gene DPP7, whose product is annotated as dipeptidyl peptidase 7. Gene Ontology annotation, biological process: proteolysis. The record is from RefSeq and is a predicted model, not a curated record. The transcript is spliced from 13 exons. NCBI's taxonomy places the organism in Eukaryota, Metazoa, Chordata, Aves, Falconiformes, Falconidae. Bases 58 to 1554 code for a protein of 498 amino acids. Gene Ontology annotation, molecular function: dipeptidyl-peptidase activity; serine-type exopeptidase activity. Gene Ontology annotation, cellular component: vesicle.